Messenger RNA from Leptosia nina, 2499 nucleotides. The record is from the annotation of a GenBank genome assembly. NCBI's taxonomy places the organism in Eukaryota, Metazoa, Arthropoda, Insecta, Lepidoptera, Pieridae.
AUGAAUGAUAAGAAAGAAAAUUGUACUGAUAUAUGUAAAAUGCACUCAUCCAGGAUAGAGCGAGAUUUAUACAAAGUUUGUCCAUCAAAAUUGAGUAAGAGAGAAUUGGAGGAUAUGUACUUUGCACUGGUUGGGAAUAAUAUUGAGUUAAAGAAGACUGUAAAUGGGCAGAAAGAACAAAUCAAACUCUUGAAUACUAAAGUGCAGAGAAUGUUAACCCAAAGACCGGCCAAUAACCGUGACAUGAAAGAAUGCUGCACCCAUAAUAGAGCUAUUAUUAAUGAUCAGAAAGAAAUGAUAGCAGACUUAAAACGAACUAAUGACCGCUUAACAGAGAGAAUCCGUAUACUUAACAUGAGACUAUGCUCUGCCAAACAGUUCCUUAAAAAGGGUGUUCUCCCAGGAUGUGCAAGAUGUUCUAAUUGUUCCAGCGGUAUGCCUGUUUCUAAUAAAAAUUCUUCAAGUGCUCUUAACAUAAAAACUAUUGAUGACAACAUUGUGAAAUCAGCAACUGCUUCAUGCCAGUAUCUUGCAAAGCAGAUGGAAGAUUCCUGUGAUCAGAAAACAUGUCGGUCAAUCAUAGAGGAGUUGAAAGACAAAACCAUUAGUUUACAACAGGAGUUGUCACAAACGCAUGAUGAAUAUAUUUCUCGUAUUAAGCGUUUAGAAGAAGAAGUUUCACGACUUAAUCAAGAGAAUUUACGUGUUAGGACUGUUUCAACUUCUAGCGAGAACCGUAUGGAGCAACAGAAGGGAGAAAUUUUAGAUCUGUUGCAAAAGCUAAGGAAGUGCGAAGCUCAGUGUGAACAACUCGCGGUUCAGUUGAAAAUAGAGAAAAGCCGCGCUGCUGAACUAGAAAUGCGCGCUAAGGCCGCCGAUAUGUCGUCGGACAUCGCAAAUGCGAUUGAAAAACAUUUAGCUAAUAUAAAUUACCAUUGUCAGUUUCAACUGAUCGUCCCGAAUAACUCCGUGGCUUCUCAAACAGAUAAAUCCGAUAUCAGUUCUGAGAGAACUACCAGGACUUCUGAUGACUCAGGCUACACUGACACUAACAGGAGUAGCGCAUCAUGUGAAGUUAGUAAACUAUUACUUAAUAUGAGUCCCACGGAAUCUCCCAAGAAGGAUAUCAUUGUUAUGAAUAAGAUUGCCGAACUUCAAGCUCAGCUUGACAACUUAAAGCAAUCGGUAACCGAAAACUGUGAGGAAUAUGACGAAAAUGACCAAAGGAGGAAAUCUCGCUUACAAAGAAAACCUGUUCCAUCUAGUAGUAAAGAUAACGAAGCCGUCAAUUGCCUCCCGCCACCAAUGCCGGGUGAUUCUGAUUAUUUAAUCCGAACGAAUCGCUUAAAUUCUUCUAAAAGCACACACGAAUGGUGUAAAGAAUACGAAAAGAGCGACGCAGACUCAUCUAUCGCUGAAUAUGGUAAUGGUAUAAAAGAAAAAGAUGGACAAAAUUCGAAACUCAACAAUAGAAAAUUAAGUAUUAUGGACAAUUCAGAACAAGAUUACAAUAAUAUUCCAGAUAGUGCUAAACCAUACGCACAAAAACGUGGAACAAUUUGUGCGCCCAACAUAUUAAACAAUGUACCCACACUCGAUCUUAGAAACAUUAAUGAAACAAAGGAAAUUAGUAAAACGUAUAGAAAAACUAGUUCUCUAGAUGGAAUUGAUCAAACGCCAAGUAAAGUAAUUGCCAAUCUAAACGUUAGUGAAUCUAACGACAGUUUUAACUUUACUAAAGAAACGAUCACUAAAGUCGAUGGAGUAUUGAUCACGGAAUCAAUACAUCAAAUUGACAGUGAAUCUAGUGUGGAUGUAAAUGUUGAUAACCCUCUACCCAGAGACGCUAUUGAAUCGAAUAAUUAUAUAGCUGAUAAUUUAUCCGAUGUUAUUAAGAAAACUGUAACAACUACAACCAACAAUGAUCCAAAACCAUUUUUAGAGCAAAAAACCGUAUCGACUAAUACUGGUCCGUUAGAUGCCUUAAAAGACACGCCACAGACAGAUAAAUUUAAAGAUGCUUUUUCUUUCACGGAUGAAGCAAAUCCAUUAGUAUUGCUGGAAAACAAUCGAUUGGAUAUUUGUGAACAAUCAGUUCGUGUGUGCACUUGUCCUAUAUCGUCACGACGUGCUAUGUCAAUGUUCCGGUCUUGCAGCGGCACAUUGCGCUUCACAACCACAGCCUCCAAAAGCAAAUUUCGAAAAUGUAGCUGUGGUGAUAAUCGCGUCCCUUGUGCUACUCGAGAGUUGGAAGAUGUUCACAACUCCGGCACAUACAACAUCAACCGCACAUCAACACCUAUACGAGGAACCUAUGUAUUGCAAGGUGAAGCAACAGUGGAUGUGAUGUCGCCAGAGAACACCCAUCGUGAGAUGUCGUCGCUUUCUGAUCUACCUACGGAAAGAGAAAGACUUGAACUGGCAUCGUCAGCGUUCCGUGCUGUUGCUCUACCGCCCUACUCUUGUUUUAGUUUCCUGUGCGUAUACGUCGCCAGGUGA